This is a messenger RNA of Symbiodinium necroappetens, 1688 nucleotides long. The record is from the annotation of a GenBank genome assembly. Lineage: Eukaryota; Dinophyceae; Suessiales; Symbiodiniaceae.
AUGGUCGACUUCAACAUUCAACUGCAAGAGAAGUUUGUCAACAAGUUGACCAAGAAUCAUGCAGCCAACAAUCCAUCCCAUCCGCCGGCAUUGGACCACAGCAGACCAUCGCAGUACACGGCCCCCGGCCAAAUAAGCAUUCUCGACACGCCUCUGACGGAAGAAGACGAGAACAACAAUGUCGAGGGCAGUCGCAAGGUUACUACGGUGACUACAACGAUCGCGACCAAUGGCGUGAUGAUCAACAGUGGUGGAGGGGGAUGGAAAGUUCCAAAUCCAGACUCUGGAUGCCAGAUAGGUGAUAUCUUUCUAGCAUCCCAGCACAUCCGAGAUGUGUGGAUGGGGCAGCAAUGGGUCGGCAUGUACAUGUUUCAAUGUCCCGGGCUGGAGAUGGUAGAUGGCUUCGUUGCUGUGGCGAACGAGUGGUCUAUGAUGUCUUCUGUGUUCAAUGAGGCUAUAAGUCUGGACCAGAUUCCAACAGUUGAUGUGGCACGGAUUGCGAUCCUCACAGAAAGGUACCAGAGUGAGAUGCACGACCUGCUGGUCGAAGUGGAGCAAUCCGCUCUUCAAGCCGGCAGCACCCGCCCGCUGCUUCUCCUUGAUGUGAUUGCAAUGCAGCAGGUCCGCAUUCAAGUGAUACCGAGAGAUGCUGCUUUGAUCCACUAUGGCUACGAGGUGGCCAUGAUGUGGGAGAGGCUCAACGGCACCGCUCGGUCCUUGGGCAUGACACUGAAGCGUGUUUCCAACGUCUGCCUGGUUCGUGCAAUGCGGUUAGUGGAGGAUGAGUAUUCGGCCAUGGAGAUCGCGGCCUACCAAGUUGCAAGCGGUGAUACUGGAGCCUUCCGGACAGCGGAAAUGUACGCGACAGCCGCGAACGACCACAUGGUCGAGGCUGCAUUUGGCUUGGAGAGGUAUUACGACAACUUGAACGUCACUUGUGAUGAUGUGGACUUGCCUGCCGAAGAUUGGCAGCUCCUCAUGGAGGAGGUCUAUGGCUUAUGUUCCCUCACGCAGAGGGCUGUUGGCGAGUUCGUUUUGCAAGACCAGGGUGAGAUCCUGCCUGAUGUGUUAGAGCGUACUGUGGAAGAUGUCGAGACCUCUUUCGAGAGCCUCAUGCUUGGAAGAUCCGUCCCCCACCUCCCGGCGCAGCCAAAUCAGGAGGUGUUUUCAGACGUGCGGGAUCUGGACUCCUUGGUCCAGGACUUCCUGGAGGCCAUAACAAGCCAGACUAUGUCGGGGCUAUCCGGCCUGGCAGCUUCUGUCUGCAAUGCAGCAGGUGAGCUUGGAGAAAAGUACCUUCAAGGAGGGUUAGUCUCUUCGGGUUCGAAUUGGCCCGGCCGACGGGCGCAGGCACUUUUCCAGCAGAUUGAGCGUUCCAACAUGGCUUUCAGCUCCAUGGUCCAGAACGAAGCCACUGCCAUGUGGGAGGCCAUCAACGGUUUCGAGACCACACAUUCCAACCUUCUCAAUGGAGGUGACGGCUUGCCGGCUAUACUGCCAGAGCGGCAGGACAUGAAGUUACAGUGGGAAGCCAUCGACAGCGCAUGGCAGGCCUACAAGCCGGCUGUGACUUCUGGCCAGGGCACUGGACAGAUCACAAUGACCUUGGACGCCGUGCAGGCGGAACUCCGUGCAGCGGUGCCGAUCUUCAGCAUUCCCGAUGUGGUGAUCGCAGAGACAUCGCCAUG